AUGAAAAAUCCAUUAGAACAAAACAAUAACAGUAAAAGGGAUCAAGAUUUGUCAGUUGAAGACGAAAGAGAAAAGCAAGAGUGGAAGAGUCUUCUAAAAAGCUUUUCCUUUAACAAUCCACUUCAGGGACUCGACGAGACUUUGUGGAAGGAAAAAAGAAAGAAAAAGGAAAAAGAUUCACCAAGUUCUUCUUUGGAACUAGCUGCUGACAUUACCAUCCUGAAAACAAUGAUGUCACAAUAUCUUUUGGCAUGUUUUGAUGCUUUUACGGAUGACAGGAAAGGGAAUUUUAUCAUGAAAUAUUUCCACUUAGAGAAGCUUCAAACAAGCAAAAGGGGUGGAAGUUCUUAUCCAAGCUGCGAUAUUUCGACAAUGAGAAACAACAAUAAAAUUUUGGAUAUCGAAAAGACAAAUGUGACGCCCGUGUUGGGUGUUGAUUGUUUUAUUUUAGAGAAGGAAAGAGCGGAUACGUCCUUGCUUAGCUUAAAUGUUUUAAUAAAAUUUUCUGUACGUCAUAUGGGUAAUUGCGAAUGUGAAGCGUAUUUCUUAAAGGCUUUAAAUUGGGCUGGCACAACUGGUACAAGUGAAGAGACGACGAAGAGAAAAAAAACCCCUGGAGACUAG
Molecule: messenger RNA, 624 nt
Organism: Clunio marinus
Lineage: Eukaryota; Metazoa; Arthropoda; Insecta; Diptera; Chironomidae
Source: the annotation of a GenBank genome assembly